UAUUUCUCUUAUUUUUAUUUUUAGUCCAACAAGCUCAGGCUAUUAUCUCUCCGUUAAUUAGGGUUUUCUUCUCUAUCUCGAUUUCAAUACCAUUGUUGAUCCGCUGAGCUAGGGUUGUUCGAUCCCGAUAAUUCUGUGGCUUAGCUCUGAUCUCUGUUCAUCGAAUUUGGUUAAUUCGUUCUGAUUGGUUAAGAACAUUGGAUAGCGAUGCCACCGAAGGUUGUCAAGAGGGGAGGCGCCGCGAGAAGAGGCGGGAGGCUUACGAGAUCGGCGCUCAAGGCGCAGAGUCCUCUGGUCAAUGAAGAAUCUGUUGAUAUCGGUGAGAUAUCUGGCUCCGAUGCACUGGAAGCGAAGGAGGUGACGCCGGAGGUUGAUGAAACUGUGGAGGAAGAGAAUCCAUUAGAUGGGCCCAAGCCAUUGGAUUCAAUUGAUGAUUCUGAAGCUGCAGCGAAUCCGGUUGAUAUUGUUCUGUCGAAAAAGGAGACUGAGGUAAAGGAUUCUGUGGAUGAUUUCGGAAAAGAUGAAAGAUUGGAUUUAGAUGACAAUGAACCUGAGUUUGAGGCUGAAGAAUAUGGCGGGGAGGAGUUUGAAGAGAGGGAAUUGGGACAGGAGGAUAAUGAGUUGGUAAAUGAGGAGGGCGAGGAACUGGAGGAAGAGAUUGAGGUGGAGGAAGAAGCUGGUGAGUUUGCAGACGAGAUUGGAGAUGAUCCGGAGGAGCUUGAGAGUGAGGAUGAUGAUGAGCAUGCUAAUGAAGAUGUCAAGCAUGGAGAAACUGUUGAUGUGGAAGAAGAAGAGCAUCAUGAUGUUCUCCAUGAGAGACGUAAGCGUAAGGAGUUCGAAAUAUUUGUUGGAAGUUUGGACAAAGGUGCGACGGAGGAGGACUUAAAGAAAGUGUUUGGUCACGUGGGCGAGGUGACUGAAAUUAGGAUUUUGAAGAAUCCUCAGACAAAGAAGAGCAAGGGUUCUGCUUUCUUGCGUUUUGCAACAAUGGAACAGGCAAAACGAGCUGUUAAAGAGCUUAAAAGCCCAAUGAUAAAUGGUAAAAAGUGUGGUGUAACUGCAAGCCAAGAUAAUGAUACCCUCUUCAUUGGUAACAUUUGCAAGACAUGGACCCCAGAAGCUUUGAGGGAGAAGCUGAAACACUAUGGAGUUGAGAAUAUGGAUGAUAUAACGUUGGUAGAGGACAGCAACAAUGUCAACAUGAAUCGAGGGUAUGCCUUUUUGGAAUUCUCAUCUCGCUCAGAUGCCAUGGAUGCCCACAAGCGUCUCGUCAAGAAAGAUGUGAUGUUUGGAGUUGAGAAGCCUGCAAAGGUCUCUUUUACUGAUUCUUUCUUAGACCCGGAAGAUGAGAUAAUGGCGCAGGUUAAGACUAUCUUCAUUGAUGGUCUGUUACCUUCAUGGAAUGAAGAACGUGUCAGAGACCUUCUGAAAAGAUAUGGUAAACUUGAAAAAGUUGAGCUUGCUCGCAAUAUGCCAUCAGCAAGGAGGAAAGAUUUUGGCUUUGUAACUUUUGAUACUCAUGAAGCUGCUGUGACUUGUGCCAAAUUCAUCAACAACUCAGAGCUAGGCGAAGGGGAGGACAAGGCAAAAGUGAGAGCACGCUUGUCUAGACCACUUCAGAAAGCAGGUAAAGGCAGACAAUCCAGUCGCUCAGACCAGCGGUCUAGGCAUGGGACUGGACGGUCUGGAAGGAUUUCAUUUGCUCGUCUUCCACCUCGUAGUCUUGCUUCCUCUCGGAGUGCUAGAGGCGCUGGAUCUCGGGCCCCAUCUUCUAGUGCAAAGAGAGUCUCUGGAUCAAGAGGAAGACGUCCACGCCCACCUCUACCUCCGCCUGCAAGAGCCAGGCCCUUGCCUCCGCCUGCAAGAGCCAGGCCCUUGCCUCCACCUGCAAGAGCCAGGCCCUUGCCACCACCUGCUAGGUCAUAUGAUAGAAGACCUCCAGUUCCUCUGUAUCCAAAGGCUAGUUUGAAGAGAGACUAUGAUCGGCGUGAUGAUCUUCCUCCUCCAAGAAGCAGACCAGCUGUAAGCUAUAGUUCCAGGCUUUCUCCUGAGAGGCAUCUGUCUUAUAGAGAUGAUUAUCCACCUCGUGGUUCUGGUUAUUCAGAUCUUCCUAGAAGUUCUUCUCGCUCUGAAAUGAGGAGGCCAUUCGUAGAUGACCCUUACAGUCCAAGAUUUGAAAGACCUCCAAGUUACAGUGAAGGAAGACCUCGUGCUUAUGAACCUCUUCCUGGAUCAAAGCGCCCAUAUGCUGCAUUGGAUGACAUUCCUCCCCGUUAUGCUGAUGUUGAUGUUCGUCAUUCAAGACCCCGUCUGGACUAUGAUGUUGGCCCAUCUCAAUAUGGGGAAUCCUAUGGGGACCGGAUUCCUAGGUCUAGUCUAGGAUAUGGAAGCAGCCGAAAUUCUAUGUCAAGUCAUGACUCGCGUGGCCCAUACAGCAGUCGUCAGGGAAUGGAUUAUGGAGGAGGUUCUUAUAGUGGCAGCGAUGUAGGAGGAAUGUACUCGUCAAGCUAUGGUGGCGACCUACCCAGAAGAGAUGGAGGAGGUAGCUCGUAUUCUUCAAUUUACUCAAGCCGUGGCUUGGGUGGUAGUAGUUACUCUAGUGGUGGUCCAGGAUCAUACUACUGAAUGUGAAUUUUACAUGAUCGAGGCUGCAAGAAAAGGUGGUUUGGCCAUGCAAAAGUUGUGCAGAAAAGAAGCUACUGGCUGCAAGAAAAGGAUUAAAGCCAGCUUCGGUGAGACUGUUGGAAUAUUAAUGGGCUUGCAUCUUCAACUGCACUUGUAACUUUUUUUCGGAUGGGAUGAUAAGCUCGAGUUUUAUAGAGAUGGUUCAUAGUUGUGGGACUCGUUAUGUAUCUUAUCUAUCUUGAAUAAUGGACGGAUUUGUUGGAACAGAGAUUUAGCUGUGUUUGUAUUAUUGAUCCAUCAGUUUAAUUAAGGUUUCUUCAAGAAAGCAA
Molecule: messenger RNA, 2954 nt
Organism: Arabidopsis lyrata subsp. lyrata
Lineage: Eukaryota; Viridiplantae; Streptophyta; Magnoliopsida; Brassicales; Brassicaceae
Product: RNA-binding motif protein, X chromosome
Exons: 12
Coding region: 208-2625 (805 amino acids)
Cellular component (GO): nucleus
Molecular function (GO): mRNA binding
Source: RefSeq, a predicted model, not a curated record